This is a messenger RNA of Plasmopara halstedii, 246 nucleotides long. Its product is annotated as Tetratricopeptide-like helical. Gene Ontology annotation, molecular function: protein binding. The coding region runs from base 1 to 246 and encodes 81 amino acids. The record is from RefSeq and is a predicted model, not a curated record. The transcript is spliced from 3 exons. NCBI's taxonomy places the organism in Eukaryota, Oomycota, Peronosporomycetes, Peronosporales, Peronosporaceae.
AUGGUGGCGGCUGGAGUUACAGGUGUACAUUUUUACAAGAAAAAGUUACAGCAGGCGCUUCGAUGUAGUCGGCGUGCGUACAUACUCGUUCAAGACACCAAUCCGCACGAUCGACACUUGUUCAAGUUGGCGUUUUCAAUUGCGGCACAAUUUGAGUCGCUAAAAAGUAGUAUGCUUGCAUUAAGGUACUAUCGUGAUGCGCUGGAACUCAACCCGCUUGAGCCAAAUGUCGCUAAGAAAGAUUGA